Molecule: messenger RNA, 4047 nt
Organism: Schizophyllum commune H4-8
Lineage: Eukaryota; Fungi; Basidiomycota; Agaricomycetes; Agaricales; Schizophyllaceae
Product: TIP120-domain-containing protein
Exons: 27
Coding region: 215-3949 (1244 amino acids)
Biological process (GO): SCF complex assembly; protein ubiquitination
Cellular component (GO): nucleus
Source: RefSeq, a predicted model, not a curated record
CGCGAUUGUGCCCUUUCACCACUGUCCAGCCGGCUCUGUUCCCGAAUCCAUCCAUCGUCAGACCUGAACGCAUAUACGACUCUUUGCAUACGUCCUGCUACCGACACCGCGUCCCCUCGACGCACGAUAGCGUCCCAGACCACGACUGAGAGCAUACACGGAACGACACAGCGUAGCAUAGUGAAGAAGGACAAGGAGGAGAGAGCUGCCCAAGAUGACGAAGACGUACAUGAUGAACAGCCUCAUCGAGAAGAUGCAGAGCCCGGACCAGGACUAUCGGUUUAUGGGCCUGAAUGACCUCAUGAACGAGAUCAAGAACGACCCGGGCUCGUUCUUGGGCGAGGAGGCGACGGAGACGAAGGUGUUGAAGCAGGUCUUGGCGCUUGUGGAGGACAAGAUCAGCGAAGUGAAGAACCAGGCGGUCAAGUGCCUCGGUCAGCUCAUCAAGAUCAUCAAGCAGUCGCAGAUGGAGCUCGUCGUCGAUCGCCUCAUCGACUUUUCGGCCGGCAAAGACGACGAGCUGCGGGACAUCGCGAGCCUCGCGCUGAAGACGAUCACGGCCGAGCUGCCGCCGGAGGGGAAGAUUGCGCACUCCGCGACCGCGAAAUUGGCGCCCAAGCUCCUCGCGCAGGCGGCGAAUCCCGCGACCCCGCCGGAGGCGCUCGUCGAGACGCUCGCGAUUCUGAGCAUCCUGAUCGGCAGGUUCCCGGCGCAUUUUGUGGCGCCGGUGGGUGGUGGGGGCCCGGGCACGGCAUCGGGCGCGACGCAGGCGGUCGUCCUGGACCCGCCCCCUUUGGUCGUGCUGGCGCCGUUGUUGGCCCACCCGCGCCCCGUCGUGCGCAAGCGCGCGAUCGGCACGCUCGCGCAGUUCGCGCCGCUCGCGCCGGCGGAGCUCGUGAACGGCCUGCUGGAGAAGGCGGUGGUGGGCGGGCUUGGCGCCCCCACGCCGACGAUCCCGCAGCUCGUGUCCGCGCUCGCGCGCACCGCGCCCGCGGCGGUGGCGAGUUAUGUGCCGAAGGUGGUGCCCGCGUUCUUGGAGCGGUUGGCCUCCGCCGCCCAGGCCGCCGACGAGGCCUCGUCGGAGGAAGAGGAGCUGAGGGAGUAUAUACUGCAAGCGCUGGAGACGCUCGUGCUGCGCUGCCCGACGGAGGUUGGUGCGUGGGUGGGCGGGGAAGGAGGGGGGAAGCCGACGAUCCUCUCCGCGGGGACGACGUGGAUCAAGUACGACCCGAACUACGCGGCGGGCGACGAUGAAGAUGAGGAGAUGGGGAGCGCGAGCGAUGACGAGGACGACGCCUCGCUCGACGAAUACUCUGACGACGAGGACACGUCGUACAAGGUGCGCCGCGCGGCGGUGAAGCUGCUCGCGGCGGUGAUCUCGACAAGGCCGGAACUGCUGGGUGUAGUGUAUCGGGAGGUCUCUCCCGUCCUCAUCCAGCGCUUCAGCGAGCGCGAGGAGACUGUGCGCCUCGAGGUGUGGUCAACGUACGUGACGCUGCUGAACGCGACUGCGGUGUAUGGCACCCUGGCCGCGAGCGUGCCGAGCGGGAAGCGCAAGCGGGGAGAUGAUGAGGAGAUGCCGCCCGCUGGAGCGUCGCCGGUCGAUUUGCUGACGGAGCAGGUGCCGGCGCUGACGAAGGCGCUGCUGGGGCAGCUCAGGCCGCCGAAGACGAACGCCACCGUCCUCUCCGCCGGCUUCCGCGUCCUUGGCGCCCUACUGUCGGUGCUCCCGGGCAGCCUCGCGCAGCAAGCCCCUCAGGUGCUGGCAACAACGACCGCGGUGCUCAGUCAGCCCGUCGCUGCGGGGACUGCGCCGUUGCACGUGGCGGUGAUGGGGUUCUUGAGCUUGUUUGUGGGCACGCAUGCGCCGGGCGUGUGGGGGGCGGGGUUGGGGAAGUUGACGCCGGUGCUGCUGUCCCGCGCGAAAGAGCGGCAUCCGAGGGUGGCGGCGGAGGCGUUGAAGACGCUCUCGGCGCUACUCAACAACUCCAAGCCGGUAAAGAGCGCCCCCUGGGUCGACGGCCUUUACGACGAGGUUGUCGCGCGUCUUUCAAGCGCGGACACCGACGCGGACGUCCGCGCGCGUGCUGAAGAGGUCGUCGGCGACCUCUGGGUCUGCGCGGGCGAGGCCGUGCGCGGCAAGGGCGGGAAGGAGUGGGAGGCGGUGUGCAGGACGUCGGGAAAUACGGAGGGCGCGGUCCGGGUAGUGACCCGAGUGGCGACGGAGACGGAGGGUUUGAGCGAUCAGUGGGUCAACGGAUGCGUGCAGUGGGCGCUUACGCUGUUGAGGAAGAGCGGGCGGGCGGGCAAGAUUGAGAUCUUUGGGAUGUUGAAUGCGUUGAUUCGAUGCUAUGCCUCCGUGCCGCCCGAGGUCGUCCGCGAGCUCAUUGCGCAAGUCAAGGGCUUCGUGUCGCUCUCGGAUAUCGCGCUUCUGUCCCAGUCGCUGAACCUCAUCGCGUCGCUGCUUGAGGUCGCACCCGCGACUGCGUUCCCCGAGGUCGAGAAGACCGUGCUCGGCCAAGUGUACAAUCUCGCGUACUCCCCCCUCCUGGCCGGCAGCAGCCUCGACGCGGUCCUCGUGUUCAUCUCCUCGCUCGUCUCCGCCGACAAGCAGAUCUCCCCGCACGUCAUCCCCGGCCUUGCGAUCGCCGCGGACAAGGCGCCCAAGGGCGAGGUGUCCGCGGCCAACGUCGCGCGCUGCAUUGCGCAGGUCGUCCAGGCGGACCUCGGCGUCGCGGCGGGCACGAUCGCGGAGUACGCGAAGCAUGUGCGCAAGGGUGGGAAGGCGAAGACGUCGACGGUGGUGCUGAGCUUCUUGAUUCUUGGAGAGAUUGGCCGCUUUGUGGAUAUGUCGCCACAGGUGGAUAUCUUCCAGGCGGCGAUUGCGCACUUUGAGUCGGAGCAGGAGGAGGUUAGGGCGGCGGCUGCGUUUGCUGCGGGCAACAUCACCGUCGGCAACUUGCAUCACUUCCUACCGGCGAUCGUCAAGCUGGUGGAGACUGAUACCAAGAAGCGACUUCUAGCACUGCACGCGCUGAAGGAGGUCGUAACGCACUCAUCUCAUGGACAGCUAGAGAGCGUCGCGGACACGCUAUGGGUUCCACUGUUCGAGCACUCUGCCAACUCGGAAGAGGCUACCCGCAAUGUUGCCGCUGCCUGCCUCGGCAAGCUUGCCAUGACGCACCCAUCGCGCUACCUGCCCCAACUCCACGAUCGCAUCAAGGACGCGAAUCCUUCGGCAAGGGCCACGGUCGUAUCCGCUAUCCGCUAUACCUUCGCGGACUCAGCGCGCUCUUACGACGAACUCUUGGCACCUCUGCUCGUGGACUUCUUGACGCUCAUGCAGGAUCCAGACUUGACUGUCCGCCGCCUCGCACUUUCCGCGCUCAACUCGUCUGCGCGUACGAAGCCGCACUUGAUCCGGGAGCACCUCCCCAAGCUCCUUCCGCAACUCUACGCGGAGACCACGAUCAAGCCGGAGCUCAUCCGUACCGUGCAGAUGGGCCCCUGGCAGCACAAAGUCGACGACGGCCUCGAGGCGCGCAAGACCGCGUACGAGACGUUGUACACGCUGCUCGACACCUGCCUCGCCGUGCUCGACCUGCGCGAGUACCUCACGCACGUCAUCCGCGGCCUGGACGACAACGCGGACGAGGUGAAGGUGAUCUGCCACAUGAUCCUGUUCCGCCUGUCGCAGGUCGCGCCCGCGGCGGUCGCGCUGCGGCUCGACGAGGCGACGCCGGCGCUGGAGAAGACGGUGAAGGGCGCGAAUGUGACGAAGGACACGGUGAAGCAGGACCUCGAGCGCGCGGCGGAGCUCCAGCGCAGCACGCUGCGGGCGGUCGUGGCGAUGAGCAAGAUUGCGGGGAGCGGCGUGAGCCCGCGCUUCGAGGCGUUCGUGGAGGAAUUGAAGAAGAACGCGCAGUUCGGGAAUGAGUUCAGAGAUUAGUGGAAUGGAACGAUGUACGAAGAUGCUGUUGUACUGUAGUUGCACGUUGUACUGUCAAAGUUAGUCAGAGAAUCCUUGUUGCUUGUACCCUGCCGGAG